Styela clava is the source of this 1870-nucleotide messenger RNA. RefSeq lists its product as uncharacterized. The record is from RefSeq and is a predicted model, not a curated record. Lineage: Eukaryota; Metazoa; Chordata; Ascidiacea; Stolidobranchia; Styelidae.
AUAGAAUACAUUAUACAUCUGGGCGUUCACACACAAUAAAAAUACGUUUUCAUCAACUCACUCGCGUUGUAAUAAUAUGGCUUCAAUAAUAAAUAGAGAAAUUUACCUCGACCAUUGGCGAAAACAACCAAAAAACAAGAUGACAACGAUUCGAAAUUUUGUUCUGAACUGAUUCGAAUAAUUUACUAUUCGAUUCGAAAUGCCCAGUCCCAAUUAUGGCAAACAAUUCGGCAACGCGUCUAUCCUUUCAAUUCCAAUAUGAAAUUGUUUUUUGAUUUGAUAGUUCACAAACUAUUUUGUAGCUUUGGUUUUGAUAUAUACUUUCAUUUUUAUUUUAGUAAAAUUACUUAUUCAGCAAAAUUACUUAUUGUCACGUCGUUGCAAACUUCGGAGUCACUCAAAAUGAAGUUAUUCUUGACUGCGUGCUUGUGCUACUUGUUCGUCGAGACAGGUUACGCCGUUAUGUGCUACGAUUGUCAGGACUGUGGCGAUGCCACAAAGUUGACUGAUGAUCAACUCCUGAGAUGCCCUGGCCCAGUUUGUGACAAGACUUCUGAAAAUGGUGUUGUUGUGCGAACAUGUGCCGGCGUUUCGCCUGUUCUUGGCUGCCAUAACACCGAUACUCAUGGUGCAACCAAAGAAACUUGCACUUGCGUUGGGAAUAAAUGCAACGGAGCUAGAACCGUGAAAUCAAGCAUCAUAGUUGGAUCCGUUAUCAGCCUCCUCGUUGCUAAAUUUAUUGUUUAGACCAGAAAUAACAAAAUUAUAUCUUAUGUUGAUUGAAAGGAUUGUAUAUAUAUUAUUUGCACUAUAUCCUGGAAUUUUUACCCUUUCGCCAGAAUAAAGAUUCAGUCAGAUGGACCCAUUCAUUUAACCAGAGCCAGGGGUGUGCUACCUUCAAUACAAGCGGGUCAGAUACAAAUGACUAUGUGAAACCGCGGACCGCACCCUUAUUUGACAUAAGCCCCUAAAACAAAAAUCUGGGAAACAUGCUGAAUGGGGUGAGAUGAAAAAAGUCCAUCAAACAGCUGUUAUAUAUUUAUAAUUCAUAUUAUGGGAAUUGUUGUGAUUCGUUAAUAUUAAAGUCACCCAUCUCGUCUCGACGUGAUCCGUUUAUCCAGGGAUUUUUAAACUUUUUUGCAUGAAGGGCCUAUAAUUUCAUUGAUGACAAGUGUGUGUCAGUGAUUUGUACAAGGGAAAACCAGGGUGUCCAUAGUCUCUUUAAUUUUGUUAUGAAGUCAGUGUUCAAUAUAUCUUAACCAGGUUUGGUAUAUUUUAUUCAUUAAUUGUUUAGGCAUUUUUACCACAUUCAAUACAUUUGUGAGGGCCAAAACAAUAAAUAGUAUCGAUUAAUUUCUUCCUUCGCAAUUUCAAAAAAUUUAAGACUUUGUAUCAAGCAAACUUUUCGGCAGUUUCAUAGGGAUUGUUGGUGAACUCGACGAAUUUGAACAGUUGACCACCAUUUUAUUUAUCCAGUCGUAACAACUUCAUCGCAUUAUAAUUGAUGUCAGUUAAAGAAAGCCCAUAGUACGCUGUAUUCUUCUUCAAAAAGUAUCAAUCAAAGUAUAAGGGCCAGACAAUUGGGCUUUUGACUACAAUAAUAAAUUUCUUUGCAACAUCAGCAUCAAACAUUUUUUUUUCAGCAAGCCAGCUGCUCACUUUAUAGCUAUGUAUUUAUAGAGACGUUUGACAAUGUAAUAGACGAAAAAAACUCUGUGGUAGUUAGGUCAUCUUGGGUGUCAUAUUAUGUAGUUAAUGACUGGGUCCGCCUGUGUCCUAAGACUCCGACAAGCGGUGAAAUCUUCAAUGAGCGCGUUUUGUAAAGUCCGCAUUCGCAUAAAACCCAAUAUAACUCGCUGAUUGCUAAAUU